Messenger RNA from Cavenderia fasciculata, 1719 nucleotides. RefSeq lists its product as uncharacterized. The transcript has 4 exons. The record is from RefSeq and is a predicted model, not a curated record. The coding region runs from base 1 to 1719 and encodes 572 amino acids. NCBI's taxonomy places the organism in Eukaryota, Evosea, Eumycetozoa, Acytosteliales, Cavenderiaceae.
AUGGCAAAAAGUUUUUCUAGAAUUGAAGAUGAUGACGACGAUAUAGAAGAUGAAACAAUGAAUGUUACAUUGGAUCUGAUUAAAAACAGAGAUGAUAUAGAGAAGCAAAGAGAAACUAUUUGGGCAUUGCACCUUUUACUUGCCGAUGGUAUCAACAUUCAUAGCAUUUUGGGUCAAUCAAAAGGCUAUCAACAAACACAACAUUUUACUCAACAAUUCACCAUCCUUAAAUCACUUAAUAACAUUCAAGUUUUUAUCAAGGAAUUUGAAAUCGAUCCAGAAUUGGAUGAUCAAAGAUUAGAAGAAUUUUCAAAAGGAUUAAGAGACUAUGUAUUCUUACUAUGUUAUUUUGGAAAGAAAAGAGAUACUAGUCAUAGAAGAGUUUUGGAAGCAUGGAUCAUUGAAAUGAGAUUAAGAUAUAAAUCAGAUGAAGCUUUAGAAGAGAAUACUACUAUUGAUUCACUUAUGAGUGGUAAACUGAUUCCAUCUAAAAGAGUUCGUACUUAUUUCAAAACAUUGUAUAACCGAACCAAAAAGAAUUGGCAAAUUCAAUCCCAAGAAGAAAUGGAAAAACUUGGUGGCGUAGACUUUAUUGUUAAUUCUCUUCAAGAUGAAUGGGAUUAUUUCAUUAGUGUUAUUCCUCCUCCAUCUUUAAUCCUUGCAUACAGACAAAGAGCAUUAAUGCCAAAAACAUCAUUUGAUCGUAUCUAUCCAAACAACAAAAUGAUUAAUUUCUACAAGAAAAUAGAACCAAGAAGCACUAUACAAAAACCACGAGUCAAAUGGACACCCGAAGAAGAACUCUUGUUGAUGCGUGGCAUGUUCAAGUAUGACACUCAAUGGGCCAAGAUCUAUGAAGUCUAUUUCUCAAGCACCGAGUUUUCUGGAAGAACUCCAGUCAAUCUAAAGGACAAGGCUCGUAGUGCAGAGUUUAAGGCAAACUAUGCAGAGUUUUCAGGCUCACAUCGUAAAAAAAAGGUGGUUGAAUCGGAAGACGAUGACUUUGACCUCGAUGGUGAAGACGAAGAUGAUGAAGAAGAGGAAUUCCAUAGCGCUACUGAAAAUGGUCAAACUGGUAAAUACACCGAUGAAUCUGAAUUUGAUUAUUCAGAUCUAGAAAAAGUAAGAAGAAAAUCACCAAAAAAGACAACAACUACAAAUAACAAUAACAACAACAAGAAACAAUCUCCAUCAAAAUCAACAACAAAGGAAAAGGAAAAAGAUAAACAAGGAAAAAAGAGAAAGGAACAAGAAGAUGAUUAUGAGGAAGAAGAAGAAGAAGAAAUGGAAGAAGAAGAAGAACAAGAGGAAGAAGAAGAAGAAGAAGAAGAACAAGACGAUGAAUAUUCAAGUGAUUAUUCAUAUGAAGAAGAAGAAGAAGAGGAAGAUAAAGAAAAGGCUAAAAAGAAAAAAGGUGUUAUGGCACCUUUAAAGAAGAAGUCGGUACCCAAAAAACCAGUCUCCAAAAAACUUGGAGCCAAAAAAUCUGCUGCCUCAACUACCAAUGCCAGUUCUACCACCCCCUCUUCUUCUUCCAGAAAAAGAGACGAAUAUAUUUAUAAUUCAGAUAGUGAAGAUGAACAAGAUGAACCAUCAACAACUAGAAAGAAACCAAGUCCUGGUGUUGCCAAAAAGCCAUCAUCUGCUCCUCCACCCAAAGCAGCACCUCAAAAAGCUCACAAAGCUCCUGCCUCUGUUAAAAAGUCGAAACCUAAUUAA